Scutellospora calospora is the source of this 571-nucleotide messenger RNA. Lineage: Eukaryota; Fungi; Glomeromycota; Glomeromycetes; Diversisporales; Gigasporaceae. The record is from the annotation of a GenBank genome assembly.
AUGGGUUAUCCUCGUGUUCAGGGUGGUAUAAAUCAUCCUGUUGCGCAACAUUCUAUAAUGGAUUUUUCACCAUAUGAUCAACAUUUUUCUAAACGUGUUCGUGUUAAUGAUAAUGAUUUUCCUUUAAGUCCUCCAUUAAAUGCCGUACAUUAUGAUAAUAUGACACAUUCACCUCCUAUGUGUCAAGAUAAUGGUUCAGAUGAAGAACAUGAUUUAUUACCUACACCUGAACAUUCACCAAAUCAUACACCUGGAACAUCACCAACUUUAGGACCUCAUGUGGUUGAUCAUCAUGAUAUUUUCAAUAAUCAAACAAAUUUUUAUAAAAUUGAUAAUUCAGAUUGGAAACCACAAUGUCAUUCAAAUUUCACUUUUACGAUUCCUACACCAAUUUUUCCUAAUCGUAUUAGUGAUGUAUUUAAUGAUUUAACAUUUUCUCCAAGAGCUAGAGUUUUACCCCCUCUUCAAAAUAACAACAAUAAUGUUUCACCAGUUUCACCUACCACUGGUCCUAUUGGUAUUAAUAAUUCAUGUUUUGGAAUAUUCUCAAAUAACGUAAAUUAUUAUGGUC